Entamoeba dispar SAW760 is the source of this 783-nucleotide messenger RNA. RefSeq lists its product as uncharacterized. Bases 1 to 783 code for a protein of 260 amino acids. The record is from RefSeq and is a predicted model, not a curated record. NCBI's taxonomy places the organism in Eukaryota, Evosea, Mastigamoebida, Endamoebidae. The transcript has a single exon.
AUGAUUAAAAUCUCACAACUUACGAAUCAAGGAACUAUCAACUUUAACAAUAACAAAAUAACAAUUACUACAUUGACAAGUACUAAUAAUGAAAUAGAAAAAAAUAUUAGUUUAAACUUCAAUAAUGAUUUAAAAUUAAUAGAAAAUGACAUUGUACGAGUUAAACAAUUAACAGAAAAUUAUAAAAAUAGUUUGAAUGGAUGGAUACAAGAAGAAAGUACAGAACUUCAAAACCUUUGGGCUGAAAAGCGAAACCCUGGAUUAAAUCAGUAUUUAAAACAAUUAUCAGAAUGGACAAAUAAAACAGUUUCUAAUAUUAUUUAUGAUUCUAAUAUUAAUGAUAAUUUUAAUGAAGUGAUUAUUUCAAAAGGUAAAAACCUUAAUAAUUUAAUGUUUGUUAUUGAAACUGAUGGUGGAAAUAUAUUUGGAUCAUAUCAUACAAUAAUUCCACCAAAACCAAGUCAAUGGGUAAUAAGAGAUAAAAACCAUUUUGUAUUUUCUUUGUUAAAUCCAUACGGAACUAAACCAAUUAAAUUUACUCCUAUUAUUGAUGAAUGUUAUCCAUUAUGGGUUUAUAAAUCUACUCCUGGGUUAUUUUGUAUACAAUCUUUUUGUCAUAUUUCUACAAAUAAACACUGUUAUAUUAACUCUAGAGGAUGGAGUGGUAAAUCAUUUAAUGAAAUGUAUAAUGACACUGUUGGAAAAGAUGGAAAACUUUUUACUAAAAUUGUUUUUCCAUCUCAUUUUGGUUUAAAGAGAUUAGUUGUUUUAACAUGGAAAUAA